AUGCCUUCUCAGAUGUUCUUGUACCCUGUCUUCCCCGAGCCAGUCCACGAAACACGGCACAAGAACAUGGCGGAAUCGCCUGUAGACCUAACUGGUCAUAUUCUCCGGUUGGAUGACCAUCCAGUUGCUGGAGGGUCUUUUGGAAAUGUCUACAGAGGCAUCUACCGAACCACGUCAGGUCAAAUUCAGGUUGCUGUGAAGGCUUUGCGUUUUCUGCCUAGCGCAGAUGACAUCAGGAGAAUCCGCAGAGAGAUUAAAAUAUGGAUGAAGCUGAUCCAUCAGAAUAUCGUGCCAUUCAUAGGCGUAACAGCGGGAUUUGGACCCCCUGAGACCAUUUCUCUCGUCUCACCCUGGAUACCCAAUGGAACUCUCACGAAUUUCUUGGAAACCUAUGGCGGAAGGUUACCACUGACGUCGAAGUUAUGGUUGCUUCACGAUAUCGCGGCUGGUUUAAAUUAUUUGCACUCAUUCCCUCUGAUCCAUGGAGAUCUCACUGGCAGUAAUGUCCUGAUCAACACAGAAGGCAUGGCGUGCCUUGUGGACUUUGGACUUUCUACAGUCAUAGGAGGACUUGAAGGUGGAUCUUCGAUUGCCCCAUCAUCCCACCGCCCCGGCGCAAUACGGUGGACCGCUCCCGAGCUUCUUGGAGAUCCAGAGAUUUCCUAUUCACCCACACCGAAAAGCGAUAUUUAUUCUUUUGGCAGCAUCCUCUCUAACAGAUUUCCAUGGUAUACAGAUACUGGCGCCACGGCCGAAUUUCGCAUCAUAGCGAAACUAAUUGUAGGAGAAACUCCACCGCGGCCGGAUGAUCCACCCAUUUCAGAGGAACACUGGACCCUUAUCUCAGAAUGCUGGCGCCCGAUCUCAAACACUGAAAGUCGCCCGACAGCUGCACAAUUGAUUAACACCCUUGGUCAAGAAAUCAUCAAUCACUCAGGUGGUACAAAGGAUGCAUCCCAUCUUCUCCGGUCCGAGCAGUCGCCCCGAUUUCCGUAUAAAGACUUCCAUCCCUUGUCCAAUCCGUUAGCUCGAUCCACAAGACACAGACAGCGGCGGAAGUCAUCACGCCCGACUGAGGACGAUUCUGUGGAUUCAAUCUUUGCGUUUUCUCCCCCAGACGGCGAAGAUGAGACGGUCGUGCCUCACCCUCCUGGAGCGUUGUCGCGACGAGAGUAUACCAAACCUCGUUACGAGAAUCCUCCAAUAAACACGCUUUUCGUUGGCAAUCUUCCGAGGAGCACGGGGGAUUAUGACAACUAUCUUGAAACUCGUUUAAGAGCCUUGUUUUCUCCGCGCCCGGGAUAUAGGAGGUUACUCUUCACCCGCAAGAGUGACGGGCGGAUGAUGUGUUUUGUAGAAUUUCAGGACGUGCAUGAUGCCACCAUGUCUCUCAACGAUCUCACUGGCUCCAGUCUAAGCGGGCUCAUCAGAAACGGCGGUAUCCGUCUGUCGUAUAGUAAAACACCCAUGGGUUCCAGCCGGCCAAACAGUGCGGGCACGAGCACAUUCGCGACUCCUCCAAGUUUCGGAGCCUAA
This is a messenger RNA of Suillus paluster, 1536 nucleotides long. Its product is annotated as kinase-like domain-containing protein. NCBI's taxonomy places the organism in Eukaryota, Fungi, Basidiomycota, Agaricomycetes, Boletales, Suillaceae. The coding region runs from base 1 to 1536 and encodes 511 amino acids. The record is from RefSeq and is a predicted model, not a curated record. The transcript has 9 exons. Gene Ontology annotation, biological process: protein phosphorylation. Gene Ontology annotation, molecular function: RNA binding; protein kinase activity; ATP binding.